This is a messenger RNA of Arabidopsis thaliana (thale cress), 455 nucleotides long. RefSeq lists its product as uncharacterized. The coding region runs from base 47 to 274 and encodes 75 amino acids. Lineage: Eukaryota; Viridiplantae; Streptophyta; Magnoliopsida; Brassicales; Brassicaceae. The transcript has a single exon. The record is from RefSeq and is marked reviewed.
UCUCUUUCUAACUCAUACUUUACAAAACUUGGGAGAUCUUUUUGACAUGUCUGUAAAGAAACGGGCUUUGGAGAGCAAGAACAAUGGAAGCCCCAAGUCGAGUCAUUAUAAUCGAUGCUUGUCAUUCUCGUUCUUGGAGUCAUCAACGGGAGAGAAGAAGAAACCAUCAUCGUUGAACCGUAUGGAUUCCAAAAUACUCAAGGCAGAGAUCGUUAAGUGGGCAAAGCGUGUCGCGGCUUAUGCUCGUCAACUUAGCUCGAGAAAACAAGAUUAAGACAUAGAUGAAGAAAGCUUAUGGGAAGAUUGAUAUGCACUCAUUUUACAUUGAUUUAGGUCCACAUUCGUUUAAUCAUUCAUAGUGAAAUUGUCUUAUUUCAAAAGAUGUUGAGAAGUCAUGAAACUUGUACAAGCAGAUCCAUUUAGUGAUUGUUUUUAAUAAAAUUCUCUUAUCAGGA